Messenger RNA from Helianthus annuus (common sunflower), 930 nucleotides. RefSeq lists its product as uncharacterized. The record is from RefSeq and is a predicted model, not a curated record. The transcript has a single exon. The coding region runs from base 1 to 930 and encodes 309 amino acids. NCBI's taxonomy places the organism in Eukaryota, Viridiplantae, Streptophyta, Magnoliopsida, Asterales, Asteraceae.
AUGUCCAGCCUCGCGGCUGAAUUUGCUAUGAAAGAUCUUGGACCUCUCCGUUACUUCUUGGGUAUAAACGUCACUCGUACCGGUGACAAAAUGUUUCUGUCUCAACACUCUUAUGCUUUGGACAUUACUGCUCGUGCAGGGAUGCAAACCUGCAACCUCGUUGCCACUCCUGUUGACACAAAGCCCAAACUCAGUACCAUCUCUAGCGAGCUCUUCGAUAAUCCUACGAUGUACAGAAGUUUGGCGGGUGCCCUUCAGUAUCUCACUUUCACCAGACCUAACAUCAGCUAUGCAGUUCAACAGGUUUGUAUGCACAUGCAUGAUCCGAAAAUAGAUCAUUGGAAUACCCUCAAACGAAUAAUUCGAUACAUUCAGGGAACAUCGAGUUUUGGCCUUGCACUUUCUUCUUGCUCAGAUGUUUCACUACGGGCUUACACUGAUGCUGACUGGGCUGGAUGCCCCGAUACACGUCGGUCCACCUCAGGUUACUGUGUUUACAUGGGUCCCAAUCUUUUGUCUUGGUCCUCUAAACGUCAGUCCACUAUCUCUAGAUCUAGUGCCGAAGCAGAAUACCGUGCAGUAGCAAAUGUCGUUGCAGAAGUCUGUUGGCUUCGGAAUCUUCUCUUAGAGCUUCGCCGCCCGUUGAAAACGACAACGCUAGUUUAUUGUUACAGCAUUAGCGCCAUCUAUCUCUCAGGAAACCUAGUGCAGCAUCAGCGUACCAAGCAUAUUGGGUUGGAUAUACACUUUGUUCGAGAACAUGUUCAGCGGGGUAACAUUCGAGUUCUUCAUACUCCAACUCGGUUCCAAAUUGCAGACAUCUUCACUAAAGGCCUGCCAAGGAUAUUUUGUUCGAUGACUUUCGUUCCAGUCUCAACAUUCGGGCACCUCUUGCUUCGACUUGGGGGGGGGUGUAAUGGAAUAUUAUAG